Molecule: messenger RNA, 831 nt
Organism: Drosophila subobscura
Lineage: Eukaryota; Metazoa; Arthropoda; Insecta; Diptera; Drosophilidae
Product: protein TEX261
Exons: 3
Coding region: 85-678 (197 amino acids)
Biological process (GO): endoplasmic reticulum to Golgi vesicle-mediated transport
Cellular component (GO): Golgi membrane; endoplasmic reticulum membrane; COPII-coated ER to Golgi transport vesicle
Molecular function (GO): COPII receptor activity
Source: RefSeq, a predicted model, not a curated record
UAUCAACAAAUCCUAUUGUUUUGUUUUGGCGGUGUCCCAUCGGUACUAUAUUUAUUUACCAAUUUAUAUAGUGUUGUUUAUGUAAUGGGUUUCCUGUACAUACUGGGAUGGAUAUCCCUUGGCAUACAGAUAACGUUCCUCACCCUGUCCAUAGUGGCUGGACUUUAUUACUUGGCGGAACUAGCGGAAGAGUACACGACACAGGCACGGCGAUGCAUUCUUUUCAUGAUCAGCUUCACCAUCUUUGUGUACAUCAUGCUGAUGGUGUUUGAGGACUUGCCCUGGAGCAUGCUGCUGUGCGGCUUCGUGGCGCAGGGCUUCCACCUAUCGAUAAUGGGUGGCUUCCCGUUCAUACGGCUGCUGUCGGUGCCCUUCCUGGGCUCCCUAGUCAUGCUGGUGGUCAAUCACUUGCUAGCAUUUCAGUAUUUUACCACCGUUUAUGUGCCUUUCACGCAGGUGCUUGCCUACUUUACCAUUUGCAUGUGGAUCGUGCCCUUUGCACUGUUCGUCUCGCUCAGUGCCAACGACAGCGUCCUGCCCACGGUGAAUGAGCAGAGCCGGCGGAGUCCGGACGUGGUCAGCAAUUACUUCUCGCGCAACAAGAAGCAGGGGCUGCUCUCCCUUUUCAACUAUAUGAAGGAGCAGCUGCUGCCCGCGCGGAGCAAGAAGGCGUUUUAGAAUAUACAUAGGAUACAUACAUAUAUGUGUGUGCAGAUUGUGGAGUGUGGAAUGGUCUAAAAUCUAGCGUAGUUCCUUUGGUUAUUUAUUUUUUGUACCUAUGUAGAAACCAGACAGACAAACAAGUAUACAUCCAUGUGUAGAUAAAUGCAA